AUGCGCGGGAAGGCAGCGCGCGUCAAGAGGAAGCCCACCUUCUGGGAUCGCGAUGGAGUGAAUGACGGCAAGUCUUCGCUGCAGGUCGUGUUGGACUGGCUGUCCACUGAGACGAACUACAAUAAGUGGCGGGGCAGUGAUCGCAACAGCGGCAGCACCAAAGAAGCUCUGCUAAAAGAAAUCGCAGCCGAACUGAGCGCCGCGCAAAAUGGUGCCGGUAUCACGAGUGAAUCAACCCUUCGCGGCGAGAUUCUGAAGCGAUGCUCCUACUACUACCAAAUUACUGCUGUGUUCGAAGCUCGACCCUCCGCCCGCCCUCGUGUUACGUCCGACGACAUCGACGACAAUGCGGACGCUUCUGAUAGAGGAAGUGCGAUUGUUCAACGAGGAGAGAUGCGCCCGCUGGUCUUGGACGACGAAGUGGAUUUAAAGCGACUAAAGGCAGAUCCGGUGGAUAAGCUGCUGGCCCAACAGAGCAAGGCGUGCAAACUGAGAGCGGACAAGGCCAGCCGUAUGCUCCAGCUUCACGAGAGCGAGUUAAAACUCAAGCAACGUGAGGUCCAGCUCAAGGAAGACAGAAACGAGCGCGAGAGUGCUCAAGCCGAUGUUGAGUUAGCCCUAAAACGGGUGCAACUUGAAGCUGCGCAGCGAGAAGCAGUUGUGCAGCUUCUGCUUGCACGCAAGAAGCUGCUGGACGCUGGAGUCUCUGUUGUUAAAGCUGACCGUCUGCUACCUCCCUCGGCGUAG
This is a messenger RNA of Phytophthora infestans T30-4, 747 nucleotides long. RefSeq lists its product as uncharacterized. The record is from RefSeq and is a predicted model, not a curated record. Lineage: Eukaryota; Oomycota; Peronosporomycetes; Peronosporales; Peronosporaceae. The transcript has 2 exons. The coding region runs from base 1 to 747 and encodes 248 amino acids.